Messenger RNA from Cucumis melo (muskmelon), 1022 nucleotides. Its product is annotated as acid phosphatase 1-like. The transcript has 3 exons. The record is from RefSeq and is a predicted model, not a curated record. Bases 143 to 832 code for a protein of 229 amino acids. Gene Ontology annotation, molecular function: acid phosphatase activity. NCBI's taxonomy places the organism in Eukaryota, Viridiplantae, Streptophyta, Magnoliopsida, Cucurbitales, Cucurbitaceae.
CUUCCCCCUCAACGCUUCUCAUAUCCUCCAUUAUUCUUUAACUUUCCAACCAUGGCUUCUCCCACUUCAAUUCUCUCCCUUUUCCUUCUCGUUCUCGAUCGUCGCCACCACCGUCUCCUCCACUGAUGAUCAAGUCAUCCGAAUGUACCCAAAACAACACAUCGUGGGGGCGGAAGGUGACCCGAAUUGCGAGAGCUGGAAGUACUCAAUCGAAGUCAACAAUGCAGGAACGUGGUAUUCUAUUCCUCGACCCUGCAUUGAGUUUGUAAGGGAGUACAUCAACACAGGGGGGUAUCUUGCUGACUCUCGUUCCGCGGCGGCGUUCUCGUUGACGUUUGCUAGAUCGGUGAAGGUUGGGGAGGGGAAGGGAAUGGACGCUUGGAUUUUCGAUGUUGACGAGACCUUGCUUUCAAAUAUGCCGUAUUAUAAAGCAACUGGGUUCGGGACGGAACCAUACAAUGAAACUUCAUACAACGAGUGGGUGGAGACGGGCUUGGCUCCUGCAUUGCCAGCAACUUUGUCGGUAUACAAAUGGGUCAAAAAGCUUGGCUUCAAGAUUUUCAUUUUAACUGGGCGACCUACUUCUCUAGCUGCUAUCACACAACAAAAUCUCAUCGAUGCAGGUUACUCCGGCUGGGAGAAACUCAUCCUCAGGGGACCUGAGGACGAAGGAAAGAAAGCUACGGUAUACAAAUCAGAGAAGAGAGCUGAAAUAGUGAAACAAGGAUACACAAUUCAAGGAAACACUGGAGAUCAGUGGAGUGAUUUAAUAGGAUAUGCUGUUUCGAAACGAUCGUUCAAGCUUCCAAAUCCAAUGUACUACGUUCCUUAAACCUCAAGAGAUCUGGCUUUUGAGCAGUAAUAAUUUGUUUUCCUUACGGAGUAUGGACUAUUGCUUUCGAUCAUGUCGUUAAAAAUGUUUUUAAGAACUUUUAGUCUCAUUUCUACUCCAUAAAAGUAAUGUUAACUAUUAAUAAAAUUGAGUGGGGGAAACACAUGCCCAAUUAUAUUUUCUAUCGUUA